Molecule: messenger RNA, 3441 nt
Organism: Dreissena polymorpha
Lineage: Eukaryota; Metazoa; Mollusca; Bivalvia; Myida; Dreissenidae
Exons: 3
Coding region: 1135-1938 (267 amino acids)
Source: RefSeq, a predicted model, not a curated record
UUUAUAUUUAAUUCCUCAUGGCAUAUCAGUUUGACCCAACAACAUGAUUUAAUUUGGGGGUGUGUUCAGCAAUUCAGAUAGCUUGGACUUGUUUUGUUUGAGAGGCAAGACAGACUUUGGUAUACGCAGUGGAUUUGUCCCUUAGAAUAUUGUCUAGUCUUUAUUUUAAAGCUGGGUGUUAUUGUGAUGUGAAAGCUGUUAUUGUACCGUUUUAAAGUUGUUAAAUAAGGAAUUAAUCCAGUAAUUUGUGUCACAACAUUUCAACAUCAAGAAUGGCAGCCAACGAUUCUGAUACAUAUGUUACCCAUUUUUGCGCAAGGUGUAAUGGAAAUAACACCGAGACUGAGGCCAAGGCUUAUUGUGCAAAGUGUGACUCAUGCUUUUGUGACGGCUGUGUGAGGUUACAUAGUCAGGGGUUUCAAAACCACACCACUGAUGGGCCUGAAAAAAUGGAGAAGUGGCCAGUUGCCAUGGCUACACAAGAGUUUCUGGAGAACUGUGAAGUCCAUAAGGGGAAGAAAUUUGCACUGUUUUGUGAGGACCACAGCCAGCUGUGCUGCCAUACUUGCGAUUUGAGCCAUCGGCAGUGUUCAAAGGUAACCCCUAUUGCUAACACCACCCUGUCUGCAUCAGACGAUCAGCAGCUGUCAGCGGAGAUUAACACCAUUCUGGAUCAACUUAUGAAGCUGCAAGCUUAUUGGAAGAGCAACCUGGAAUCACUGCAAGUGUCAUACAAAAAAAGGCUUUAAGAUGUGAAAAGAAUGAGAGAGAGAAUAAAUGCUGCCUUAGAUGAUCUUGAGAAGACCACACUCAAGGAAAUGGAUGAAGUGAAGGCCAGCUGGAAUGCGUCUCUCAUGUUGGAUGUUGACACAUGCUCAAGGCUUCAUUCAGAGCUGACACGUCUUAGUGAUGCAGUACAGGAGAUUGGAACGAAGAACAAGAAGAAUGCAGAGUUGGCAUUUAUAGCCUUUCAAAAAAGUGACUAUAUUUAAAAAAAAAGUAAAACAAUAUCUGAACAACAAUUCCAAGCAAACAGAGGUUUCCUUAAAGUUGAUUGUUUACAAUGACAUUGAAGGGUAUUUAUCAAACAUUUCAGGUCUUGUUAAUACCGUACACAUCACGAAGGAAUUGACCAUGCAGGGAAGCCCGUACCAGGCAAUCAUAGCCACCGGGGCAACUCCAGUAAGUGUGAGAAUACCAAGUGAUACCAGUAACUUUUGUAUCGCUGGCAUUUGUGGUUUGUUCAAUGGUCAGAUACUUAUUGCAGAUAAUUACAACAAAAGUUUAAAGCUUUUGGACCUGCAGAACAAGGCGGUGGUCACUUUCUGUGAUAUGCCUGACCAUCCAAGGAACAUGUGUCUUAUCACCCCGUGCCAGGUAGCAGUGGCUGUGCAGAGUGGUAUACAGUUUGUCUCUGUGAACAGUGGACAGCUGGUGAAGGGUAGAAGACUGCAGCUACCACAUAAUUGUCGAGGAGUUGCUCAUCACCAGGGGGACCUGUAUGUAACCUCUGGUACUGCUCUGUACAAGUACACUCUCACUGGAACACUUGUGGACAAGAUCUACGAGGAUAUAUCUAUAAGCGAUGCAGUCUACAAGUGUGCAGUAAGUCCCAGUGGUGACAUUAUCUAUGUUACCAACUGUAACAACAAGCUCCUAACUCUGGCCAGGGAUGGGGCUGUUAUCUCCACCUUCACUGACACAGAACUACAAAGACCUUCCGAAGUACAUGUGACACCUGCAGGACAAGUGCUUGUUUGUGGAUACUUGUCCAACACUGUCAUACAGGUGGACAGUGAGGGCAAGAAGAAGAUUGCUACUCUGGCUGCAAAGAAGGAUGGGCUUCAAUCCUCUCGAUCAGUCUUCUAUAACUGGAAAUCAGGCUCUGUCUUGGUGGGACAAUCCGAUAAAAACAUCCUGUUGUUUAAUUUAAAAUGAAGUCAACUGUCUGAGAAAACACCAUUAUUGUUAACAUUUUUAAUACACAUUUUAUAUUUAGCAUGUUGAAAUUUGUGUUUUGUUCUUAAAAAGACAAAAGAUGUUAAAUGUUGUGCUUUCUUUUUACUUUCAUCUUGUAGAUUGAAUAAUAAAAGCUUCAAGUGAAAACCCCUUGAGAUGAUUUGGCAUCCAAUGUAAAACACUUUGUUGUAUUUUACAUUGUCAGUUUAAUUUAUUACUUUAAUAAACAAUAAACACAUUGUGUAAAGAAAUAUUGAUACAUUCUUCUUAUAAUUUAUUUUAAUACCUUCUUUUUUAGUUUGAUUAAAUAUGUUAUACUAUUAAGCACCUUGUUCAAACAACCAAUCAACAUUUGUGAUGUAAUUUAUGUUCUUAUUAAAAACAAGUGAGGCAAUACAUUGUCACAUUAUCUCUCAAAGUAUGGAUAAUACAAUAAUAAUUUAUUAUUUUAUGAAAAGUGAUAUAUUUUUUACAUUUUUGUUUUCCAUUUUGCAUUGUACUUUUGAAUACAAACAUCUCUGGAAUACAUAAGCAAUAAUAGAUAUGAACGUAAAUUAAUUUUACAAAGAGAUGCCACCAAUUCCUAUAAACUUUUCUAAAUGUUUGUUAAAUGUGUUUUUUAACUGCAGAGGCUAUUUUGCAGCUCCUUCGCAGACCAUGAAUUGUAGGGGUUUCAAUUCUAAAUCUACAAUUAUAAAUAAAGUGUUUUUUGUUGAGACAUAAAAUGUUACACUUUUCAGAUUGUUUUUCAACUGAUCACAAAACUUAACACUUAAAACUGAACAUUUUAUCAAUGAUUUUAAUAGCAGAUGUGAUGUGAUGUAAAAACAUUUGUAUGACAUUGCAACUCAAAAAUAAAUAAGUUUCUGUUUCAGUUUUAGAGGAAGCACAUUAAUUUUGUCUAAGUUACUUAUUUUCAUUUUCUUCAACAAAUUAUUUGUGGCUAGUAUAUUGUGAGUAAGUCUUACUUGAAACCAUUGUUUGUAUGAAUCUUGUGUUAUUUUAAAUACCCAUGCAUGAAGACUUUCCCAUUCUGAGCGUUCAAUGCUUUAAAGGGACUGUCCAACAGAUUAAAGCGUUGUUCAACGCAAAUCGAUAUUUUGGCAAACUACAAGGAUUACUUAUAUAGCUAAAAAAUACCUCCAUUUUUGAAGUGAGCGUGAAUGGUCAAGUGGUAAAGUCGGGAGACAUUUUUCUCCAAGCUUCCAUGACUCUAGGGGUCAGUGGUUCGAGCCCUGUGGAGGUUAACGUUUUUUCUUCUUUUUUAAAAUUGUAUUCUUAUUUUUUACUGGAGAUUUUUAGUUAAAAUGUUUAAAUUUAUCAAUAUAAAGCAUUUAAAGCAGUUAAUGACAAGCUUUAAUACAUGCCAAAAUCUGUUGGACGGCCCCUUUAAAGUCUGUUUCAUUUUACAUGGCCUGUUUGUAUUUCAUUGUUGGGUAUUAAUGUGUUAUAUACAUGUGAGUUUUUGUUGUUGUUCAACAA